Molecule: messenger RNA, 5795 nt
Organism: Pecten maximus
Lineage: Eukaryota; Metazoa; Mollusca; Bivalvia; Pectinida; Pectinidae
Product: delphilin-like
Exons: 30
Coding region: 767-4666 (1299 amino acids)
Molecular function (GO): protein binding
Source: RefSeq, a predicted model, not a curated record
CCACUAAACCUUAUUCCAACUUUUGGAAAUUUACCAUAGCAUUGUUUCUGCUCUGGACAACCAACAAGACUUGUAUAGUUUUUUGUGAUCUAUUCAAAGCUUUUGAUAGGGUUUGGUUUAGGGGAUUAUUGUAUAAAUUAGAAAAAUGUGGUAUAACGGGUAAUAUUUUGGAUUGGUUAAAAAGUUACUUAUUAGAUAGAAAACAAAGAGGUAAGCUAGUUGCUUUCGGUCUUAAUAGCAGCUAGGUGCUGACUUCUAUAUUGUAACUGCAUGUUGCAUGGUCACAUAGAGGUCUGUCUCACACGAUGAAUCAUAUGUAUGGGUUCUGCAGUUCUAUACAAAGGUUAUUGACAUCCUAUUACCAUAGUCUUUCUUUGACCUCACAGGUUGAUGUCCCAUGUACAUGCUCGGUUGUUUUUACUGCACCUCUCACUUUUAGCAGUAAAGCUCUAUGUUGUCCUCUUAGCGCUGAAAUUUAAGUUCGAACAAGAACAUUUUUAUUUGAUUUCUUGGUGAGUGAUACAGACUCCAUGUAAAUCUUGUUUAAGCUAGGAAAAAAUUGUGGUGUGGUCAUAUAAAGUGUAUUUCUGAUAAAAGUGAACAUUGGAGUAUUCAGAAAUAUCUUGAAGUUGUUGAUGUAACAGCAUUAUGAACUACAUGUAUUUAUUUAUCAGAGUUGGAAACACUGCAAAUAUCUUGAUUAAUGUUAAUUUUUUUAAACCUACAGUAUCCUGAAUAAUCUUGAUCAUCUCUUGUUCAUGGAAGAAUGAAAAUUCUCAACAUGCCACUGAGAACAACACCAAAGUGGCCAAAACAUUAUGGAUUUGAUAUAGUUGGAGAUGGACCUUGUUAUGUUGUUAAUGUGGAGAAACGCAAGGUUGCCUAUGGGGCUGGGCUGAUGGCUGGAGAUCAGAUAUUGGAGCUUGAUGAACAAGAUGUCACCAAUUUGUCCUCAGAAGAUCUGAAGUCUUUAGCCAAGAACAGCAGGUCACAGCCUCCAACUCUUGGUGUUGUUGCUCGUCGCCAGCAGGUGGAGCUGGUGUGUAGUCGUACAGGAGGCUGCGGAUUUGAGGUCUUCGGUGAGAAGCCUGUGAAAAUCCAACAUGUAGAUCAGGCCUCACCGGCUUUUGUGGCAGGGCUAAGAGAAGGUGACAUUGUCCUGGAGGUGAAUGGACAGUGUGUGAUGAGGACUGAGGACAUGACAGAUGUCCUUCAGGGAAAUCUCCGCAGACUGACCAUUGGUAUUAUUCCUGUCGGGAAACAGAAGGAGACUGGGGGUCAGAUGCGUAAAGUCAAACACAGAUCACCGAUAGGAGGAAGCAGAAUUCAACGAGCUCGUAACCUCCACAAUAAGAUGAAUGAGAUUCUUGGUGAUGAUUAUGAGAAAAAAAUGGCAGUUGUUGGUGUAAUGAAACAGUUUGCAGAGGACAGAGAUAUUGACAUACUGGCUAGAGCAUUGGCUGUCAUCCUUAAAACUCCACAUCAACAGAGAAUUGUCAGACAGAUCAGACAAUUCAUUCCUCCCCGAAAACGUUCCCGAUUCGAUGAGACACUGCGACAGCAACAAAGCCUAUCUGCUAAUGACAGGCCUGAUCACUCUGGUAAAGGUGAUUCAAGAGGCCCAACCAAUCAUAAGCAUGGUGUGGUCAAGGCUGUACAGGUGGUUAGAAAUGGUGGAAACUUCGGUUUUGUAAUCAAGGGCAAUAAUCCAGUGUUCAUUGAGACAGUAGAUCCAGGUGGUGCUGCAGAGCGGGCUGGACUCCAGCCAGGGGAUCUCAUCAUGAAGCUCAAUGGUAUUGAUGUAAGACGGUGCGGACAUUCUCAUCUGGUGCAGCUGUUCCAAGAUAGUGGCAGUGCCCCCCUCAUAGAGGUGGUCCGACUAAUGGAGGACACUAAUGCUGCAGAUGUUUUCCAUGGAGGUGGGACAGGUUCGGUGAUUUCUAUGUCAACCGUAUCUAGCCAUGCCUCCUCAGCCUGGAUGACUGCAGACGAGACACAUAACACAGACAGGGAUGGCAACACAUUCAAACAGAAGGCACAUUACCUGCUGACCUCCAAGGAAAGGUCAAGGAUGAAGAAAGCAAUGCUAGACUAUGACAUGUCAAGAAAUAUCGUGGAGCUGUUUAAUGCCCUGUCCCAGGUGAUGGACACACCAUCUAAGAAGGUCCUGUGGAAAUUCAUCUUGGCCAAGCUACCCUCUGCUCACCAGGAGUUUUGUAUAACAAGAAUCAACCACCCUCAGCACAUCCUAAUGGAAAUAGCCGAUUCCUCCAACCAGACCAAUCAUCUGUAUGACAAAAACCUUGGCAAGGAAGUGCCCCCUCCCUGGGCUUUAAAAAAUGGUACAGAGGCCUGGGGUCAGACAGGCCCACACUUAGCAUCCUUCCAACAACAAGUGGAAUACCUUCUCACCUCCAGGGAACGUUCACAGCUGAAGAAGGCCCUUCAGAUCUAUGCUGAGAACAGGAAAGUAGAGAACUUAAUUCAGGACUUAGAAGUCAUUCUGGAUACUCCCUCUAAGCAGACUCUCUGGGUCUACAUCAUACCCCUACUGGUAGCUGAACACCAGGAGUAUGCUCGCCACCGUCUCAACAUACACCACGAUGUGAAAGGCCUGCCUCCUGGUAAGUGUGAAUCUCUAAUCCCCACACAGGAUGACCAAGUGGAGCCCCAGUAUAGCACUGAGGAUGAGUUUAGAAUAGUUGGUGUUGCAGCAGCUGCCCUCCGGAGAGGAAGAGAAUACUUGAGUUCCUACUCCUCUGAUGAUGACAUGCCGGACCGAACACAAAAACCGGGAGUGAAGCGUGCCAGGGGGCGUCUCUGGAAAAAGAUGCAUCCGGGUUAUGACCUAGGUGGAAGAGAAGGUACAAAGAAUAUAGAUGUGGCUCUCAUGAAAGAACUCGAAGAGACUCGACGAGCUGUAGAGGAGGCAAAGAAAAUAUUCCAGGCAGGACACAAGAUGGAUGCAGAUUUAACAGACUCUGAUGAUGAAACGGGACUGAAAUCAAAGAAGUAUGUUACUGUCAUUCCUAUAAGUUACGCUGAAUAUGCUGGAAAAGUUCUGUCAGAAGAAAAAUCCAAACAGGGAAAGUCCUACCAUAGGAAACGAAAUGGAUUAUCCCCAGUUCCUAGUGAAAACAGGAACGGAGUAUCAUACCCACCUGAAAUUGUGUUCAGCUCCACAUGCUCAGAUAGUGACAAUGAUGUUGAUGCAGAUGUUGAGAUAGAAAAGUCAAGAUUUUCCAUCAAAUCUGGAGAUUCGUUUAACCGCCGUGCCAUGACAGCUUUGAAGGAGCUUGAUGCUGCUAUGGCUGCAGAAGUGUCUGAUCUGGAUGCCACCAGUACCAUUGGCCUGGAUUUCCUGAAGGUCAAAGCUGGUGGUGGCAGUGCAUCCUCUUUGGUUUCACAGUCUGGAAAAUCAGCUUCCCCUGGCCCUCCUCCCCCACCUCCUCCAGUGGCACCCCCACCUCCGCCUUUACCUCCACCUCCACCACCACCUCCUCCUCCAGGGGUACAGAAUGGCACACCAAAUCACCAAUCAGUUGGUGGGAAAAUGAACGUCAAGAGGAUCAAUUGGGACAAGCUGGACCAGACCAAAGUAGAGAACACAAUAUGGGAACAGCUGGGAGAAAAUGAUUUGGAAGAUGUUGUCAAAUACCUAGAAUUGGAGCAGCAUUUCAGCACUGGAGCCACCAGGCAAAAAAUAUCUGAAAAACGACAAGAAGUGUUCAUCCUUAAUGCCAAGAAAGCCUAUAAUAUUUCCAUACUCCUCGGUCAUGUGAAGAUGAAUGUCAAUCAGAUGAAGCAGGCACUAUUCCAGAUGGAUGAGGAAAUUCUGACCUAUGAACUCCUUCGUCAACUCCUUGCCUUUGCACCGAAUCACCAGGAGAUGGAGAAAUAUGACUGUUUUGAUGGAGACCUUGAUGACUUGAGCAAGCCAGAUAGAUUUGCAUAUGAAAUGAGCCGUGUGCCUGGGUAUGAACAAAGACUUAAAGCCUUAAUAUUCAAAGGGAAUUUCAACGAGAAGAUUGCUGAAAUGAAGGAGAAUUUACAGAACAUUAGAAAGGCAUCUGCAGAAUUACGCCACAGUAAGAAGCUGGCAAAGAUAUUGGAAUUGAUUUUGGCCAUGGGUAACUACAUGAACAAAGGAAACAACAGGGUGGGCGGGGCAGCAGGCUUCAGGAUAUCCUUCUUAGCACAGUUGGAUGUUACCAAGACAAAGGACAAUAAGAUGACAUUCAUACAUAUAUUGGCUGAAGCUGUGUACUCCCAAUUUCCCGAUGCCCUAUCAGUAGGGGAGGACCUUACAACAGUCCCACUGGCAAGCAAAGUGUCAAACAUUAUGUUGAAUCAAGAAUUACAAGACUUGAGAAAAGUCUUACAGGAUGUCUCCAACACAUUAGAAAAGUUUGGAUCACAGAAGACUAGCUUAGGGAUCAACGAUCGCUUCCAGGACGUCAUGGGACACUUUAUAUCACAAGCCUCAGACGAAAUCCAAGGUCUGUUCCGUCUUCAGGCUAACACUAUGGAGGAAUUCCAGGCUAUGGUUCAGUUUUUUGGGGAAGACUCUAAGAAAUCAACCACGGAAAUAUUUGGAAUCUUCUCCGAGUUUGUCACAAAGUUUGAAAGAGGACAUCGUCAUAAUAUGGUGUACAAACGGCGCUAGCAUCAAGUGACUGAUAAUACUACAAAGGCAGCUUCAUAUUUAAAUUAUCCCCCCUUUUACUUGCUAUAAGUGUAAAUUACGUCCCUAUUUACAAUUGUGUGAAUUAUUUUUUGCUGACUAAAUUCACCAUACUUCAGUUGUUUUGAUAUCUGAAUCUGUAAUAUUCACUAUAUAAUCAUGUAUUUAUUUGUGUAGCAUAUCAAUCCAUAAAUCUUCCUGUGUUAAUUAUGGAAUCUGUACAGUGCCUUCAGGAUAAUGAGUGUGUCUGACAAUUAUGAACGAAACUAUCAACAUUGUACAAAAACAAUAAUAUAACUGUCAUUGUACAGCUGUUUUUUGGCAUAGCCGUAUAAUGUUCUUUUGGCCCGGAUAUGACGCGACAGGUGGCGUUACUGGUCAAGAUGAAGUAUGUGAUUGGUCAAUGUAGCGGUAAAUGCAAAAUGCAGAUAUGCAGUUAAAAACAAAACAAAGUUAAGAUUAAUUGCGAGCUGAAUAAGUGGAUGUAUCUUUUCAAAUGACACAUUAAUAAAAUUUCAUUCCUGAUUCAAAUUCAGUCUGUAUCACCAAAAAUGAUUCAAACUGAUAUAAUUUUGUUAUCUGUGCUGAAACGCAUUAGUUCAUUAAUUUAUUUCACCAGUAGUUUUACAUUAUAACCACCAGCAUUAAAACUAUGCUGCUUAUCUUUUUUAAAGAUGAUUUCUUGUUGUAAUAUUAAUACCUAAUUACCACUCAAAUUAUAAUAUUUGUGUUUAAAAUUUCUCACUGAAAACAUAAUUAUAAACAUGGAAAAUCUUGUUUUACAAAAAAUUACAGCAAACAUUUUAAUUUUGAUAAUUACUAGCUAAUGAUUUAGUAUCGGUUAAAGUUAGAACACAGAAAGAAUAUUGUAGUAUAUCUACAUAUAGCAGAUACAAUAAAGAUACAUUGUAGCAUUGUUUUAUUCUGAAAUUGUAUAUCAUUUAAAAGAAAUGAUUCCUGCCUUGUUCAAUCACAGGGACUCACUCCAUGAUUGAUAUCACAAUACAGUCCCAUGAAUCUCAUACUUGCCAACUUUCCCGAUUUAGUCGGGAAUUUCCCGAUUCCAGACUCCCUGCCCCGUCUCCCGAUCGUAUAGAUAAAACAUAGUGUA